Messenger RNA from Entamoeba invadens IP1, 489 nucleotides. RefSeq lists its product as hypothetical. The coding region runs from base 1 to 489 and encodes 162 amino acids. The record is from RefSeq and is a predicted model, not a curated record. The transcript has 2 exons. NCBI's taxonomy places the organism in Eukaryota, Evosea, Mastigamoebida, Endamoebidae.
AUGCCAAAGGGUCUCAUCAAUAUCAAGCGUCCAAAUUCACAAGAAGUCGAAUACAAGACUAAACGGACGUUCUUCUCGCCAAUAACGCAGAGGUGUGAAGAGAAAGAGCUCGACAUGCUUGGAGCUCUCGAACAGCUUGCUGCUUUGAAAGCAAAGCGCGAGAAUCGCAAGGCGAAGACGCCACAGAAUUUGUCAUAUAGAAAAUCUGCCCCCAUUCUUUUCGAGAAUGAAGACAGAUACGACUCGCUCAUGUUUUUCUUGAGCAACGGUCAGGACGAUACGCACAACAACACUACGCAACUCAAUUCAUUAAGUGUUAUUUUCUUUCAACUUUUCUUAUUGUUUUUUCUCAUCCAAUCCGUCUCUGCUCCACUAUCUAUCGGGUAUUGUAUUUCAAAACUCAUUUCCAAAUCGCAGUGUAAAUUAAACAUCAAAAUGUAUCAAAUAAUUGCUUUUCUUUUUUGUCAAAGCAUCACCACGUGUUGUUGA